Messenger RNA from Nerophis lumbriciformis (worm pipefish), 1287 nucleotides. The record is from RefSeq and is a predicted model, not a curated record. NCBI's taxonomy places the organism in Eukaryota, Metazoa, Chordata, Actinopteri, Syngnathiformes, Syngnathidae.
AUGGCCCUGCUCAAGUCCAACAAAGUGUUCGUCUGUUUGGGAAACAUGACCCCUUCUCUCGGGGUUUUGUCUGCCCGUAACAGCUCGUGGUGGGGAGGGGUGCAGAUGGGCCCCCCUGAUCCCAUCCUUGGGGUGACCGAAGCCUUCAAGAGGGACACCAACCCCAAGAAGAUGAACCUUGGUGUGGGAGCCUACAGGGAUGACCAGGGCAAGCCCUUCGUACUCAGCUGCGUUCGCAAGGCAGAGGCCUUGAUUGCAGCUAAACAGCUGGACAAGGAAUAUCUUCCAAUUGGUGGUUUGGGAGAUUUUGCCAAAGCGUGUGCCCAACUUGCUCUUGGAGAUGAUAAUGAGGUCUUAAAGAGUGGCAGGAGCAUCACUGUGCAGACCAUCUCAGGAACUGGAUCGCUGCGCAUUGGAGCAAACUUUUUGUCUCGGUUCCACGCAGGCCCUCGUGAUGUGUACUUGCCCAAGCCUUCCUGGGGUAACCACACACCCAUCUUCAGAGACGCUGGCAUGCAGCUCAAAGCAUACCGCUACUAUGACCCCUCCACAUGUGGCUUUGAUUUCAGCGGCGCUUUGGAGGACAUCUCUAAAAUCCCAGAGCAGAGUGUGAUCUUAUUACAUGCCUGUGCCCAUAACCCCACCGGUGUGGACCCCAGGACCGAGCAGUGGAAAGAGAUAUCUGACAUUGUGAAGAAGCGAAACUUGCUGGUGUUCUUCGAUAUGGCAUACCAGGGCUUCGCAAGUGGAGACAUUGACCGCGACGCCUGGGCUGUGCGGUACUUUAUCGAGCAGGGCCACAACAUCGUGUUGUCCCAGUCCUUCGCUAAGAACAUGGGGCUCUAUGGUGAGCGUGUGGGAGGUUUCACUAUAGUUUGUAAGGACAGUGAGGAGGCAAAGAGGGUGGAAUCUCAACUCAAGAUCCUGAUUCGGCCCAUUUACUCCAACCCGCCAAUGAAUGGCGCGAGAAUUGCUACAACGAUUCUUACCACGCCAGAUCUGCGUGCACUUUGGCUAGAGGAAGUUCACGGAAUGGCCAAUCGCAUCAUCAAGAUGAGAGAACAGUUGGAGGCCGGCCUGAAAAAGAAUGGCUCCACCCACAAUUGGCAGCAUGUCAUCGACCAGAUCGGCAUGUUCUGCUUCACUGGCCUGAAACCUGAACAGGUUGAGCGCAUAACGAAAGAGUUUUCCGUGUACAUGACUAAGGAUGGCAGAAUCUCAAUGGCAGGCGUAUCCUCCGGGAAUGUGGAAUACCUGGCUGAGGCGAUCCAUGCCGUUUCAAAGUAG